This is a messenger RNA of Cannabis sativa, 615 nucleotides long. RefSeq lists its product as uncharacterized. NCBI's taxonomy places the organism in Eukaryota, Viridiplantae, Streptophyta, Magnoliopsida, Rosales, Cannabaceae. The record is from RefSeq and is a predicted model, not a curated record. Bases 1 to 615 code for a protein of 204 amino acids. Gene Ontology annotation, molecular function: RNA-DNA hybrid ribonuclease activity; nucleic acid binding. The transcript has a single exon.
AUGGAAACUUGUAUGCAUCUCUUUAAGGAUUGCUCGCUGGCGCGGGCUCUUUGGUUCUCAAAUCCUUUUUCUUUCAAAGUGGAGGAGUUCCCUGGUAUUGACUUGAUGAGCUUUUUGGAAAAUCUCAUUGGAAGCCUCCCAGUCAAGCUAAAAAUUCAGACUCUUAUCAGUGCGGCUUGCAUAUUCUCUAAAAUUUGGUAUGCAAGGAAUCAACUUAGGGUGGUGGGCAAAAUGGUCUCUCUUCAGUGCCUUCUGAUGAGAAUUCAGAAGAUGCUUCAGGAACAAUUGAGUUGGCAGGACACAGGUUCUAAUCAGAGAGAUACAAAUGUGGGGAAUGGAGUGCCCGUGGGGUCCCUGGAGCUUCCUGGCGACACACUCUUUCUCACAGAUGCUUCUUGGGAGAACAAUAUAGCUGGUUUAGCAGUGGUUUUUGUCGAUCGAGGCAGGGAGACUUGGGAAGUGAGAUUAAGCAAGAAAGAGGCAUAUUCGGCAAUGGAGGCUGAAACUCAAGCGAUUUUUAAUGCUCUGAUUUGGGCUAAGGAAAUUGGCCUAGACAAUGUUACUAUUUUAUCGGAUGCUCAAGUAGUAGUUAAUGCAUUUAACACUCUAAUGUAA